Molecule: messenger RNA, 3076 nt
Organism: Phasianus colchicus (ring-necked pheasant)
Lineage: Eukaryota; Metazoa; Chordata; Aves; Galliformes; Phasianidae
Gene: AP2A2
Product: adaptor related protein complex 2 subunit alpha 2
Biological process (GO): intracellular protein transport; clathrin-dependent endocytosis
Cellular component (GO): membrane coat; AP-2 adaptor complex
Molecular function (GO): clathrin-cargo adaptor activity
Source: RefSeq, a predicted model, not a curated record
GCUGCAGCGGCCUGAGGAGCCCCGCGGGGAGAGCGGGCGGUGGCGGCGGUGGUAGUUGCGGUGCUUCGGCGUGUCGCUGGGCGGCCCUGAUCGCGCGCCACGAUGCCGGCGGUGUCGAAGGGCGAUGGGAUGCGAGGCCUGGCCGUCUUCAUCUCCGAUAUCCGGAACUGCAAAAGCAAAGAAGCAGAGAUAAAGAGAAUAAAUAAAGAACUGGCAAACAUCCGGUCAAAAUUUAAAGGUGACAAGGCUCUGGAUGGUUACAGUAAGAAAAAAUAUGUCUGCAAGCUGCUUUUCAUCUUUCUCCUGGGGCAUGACAUUGACUUUGGUCAUAUGGAGGCUGUAAACCUGCUCAGUUCCAAUAGAUACACAGAAAAACAAAUUGGCUAUCUCUUCAUCUCCGUCCUGGUGAACUCUAACAGUGAGCUGAUCCGCCUAAUAAACAACGCGAUCAAGAACGACCUGGCCAGCCGCAACCCCACCUUCAUGGGUCUGGCUCUGCACUGCAUUGCCAACGUGGGUAGCCGCGAGAUGGCGGAAGCAUUUGCUGGAGAAAUUCCAAAAAUCCUUGUAGCUGGAGAUACUAUGGAUAGUGUGAAGCAGAGCGCUGCCUUAUGCCUGCUGCGUUUGUAUAGGACUUCUCCUGACCUUGUCCCUAUGGGAGACUGGACGUCCAGAGUGGUACAUCUCCUCAAUGACCAGCACUUGGGUGUGGUUACUGCAGCUACAAGUCUGAUUACAACUUUGGCACAGAAGAACCCAGAGGAGUUCAAAACUUCUGUCUCUUUGGCAGUGUCAAGAUUAAGCAGAAUUGUAACUUCCGCAUCAACAGAUCUUCAGGACUAUACGUACUAUUUUGUUCCUGCUCCUUGGUUAUCUGUGAAACUUCUGAGGCUUUUACAGUGCUAUCCACCUCCAGAAGACCCUGCGGUACGUGGUCGUCUCACAGAAUGCCUAGAAACUAUUCUUAACAAAGCACAGGAGCCACCAAAGUCAAAGAAAGUACAACACUCAAAUGCGAAGAAUGCUGUGCUAUUUGAGGCGAUAAGUUUAAUUAUACAUCACGACAGUGAGCCAAAUCUACUAGUCCGUGCCUGUAACCAGCUAGGUCAGUUCUUGCAGCACCGAGAAACUAAUUUGCGUUACCUAGCACUGGAAAGCAUGUGCACGCUUGCCAGCUCUGAAUUCUCACAUGAGGCUGUGAAAACACACAUAGAAACUGUUAUCAAUGCACUAAAGACUGAAAGAGAUGUGAGCGUACGGCAAAGAGCUGUGGAUCUCCUGUAUGCAAUGUGCGACCGCAGCAAUGCCCAACAGAUUGUGGCUGAAAUGCUGAAUUACUUGGAGACUGCUGACUAUUCCAUUAGAGAAGAAAUUGUUCUGAAAGUUGCAAUUCUAGCAGAGAAGUAUGCAGUGGAUUAUACCUGGUAUGUGGACACAAUCUUGAAUCUGAUUCGUAUUGCCGGUGACUACGUCAGUGAAGAAGUGUGGUACCGAGUUAUUCAGAUUGUUAUCAACAGGGAUGAUGUCCAAGGCUACGCAGCAAAGACUGUUUUUGAGGCCCUUCAAGCUCCAGCAUGCCACGAGAAUCUUGUGAAAGUAGGUGGCUACAUCUUGGGAGAGUUUGGUAAUCUGAUAGCAGGUGAUCCAAGAUCAAGUCCCCUCAUCCAGUUCAACUUGCUACAUUCCAAGUUCCAUCUGUGUAGUGUUCCUACCCGAGCUCUGCUUCUGUCCACCUACAUCAAGUUUGUGAACCUGUUUCCAGAAAUCAAAACUACAAUUCAAGAUGUAUUGCGCAGUGACAGUCAGCUAAAGAAUGCUGAUGUUGAGCUGCAGCAGAGAGCUGUUGAGUAUUUGAGGCUCAGUACUAUUGCCAGUACUGAUAUAUUGGCUACUGUGCUAGAGGAAAUGCCUCCCUUUCCAGAGAGGGAAUCUUCUAUUUUGGCUAAACUCAAGAAGAAGAAAGGUCCAGGCACAGUUACUGACCUGGAAGAGAUCAAAAAGGAGAGGAGCUCUGAUAUGAAUGGAAGUGCUGAACCUGCAUCUGUCAAUGCCAGUGCUGUUUCUACUCCUUCUCCAUCUGCGGAUCUGCUGGGUCUGGGUGCAGCCCCUCUCACCAAUUCAGCUCCCCCACCUUCCUCUAGUGGUAGCCUGCUGGUGGAUGUAUUUUCAGAUUCAGCUUCUGCUGUUGCACCUCUUGCUCCUGGUUCUGAUGACAACUUUGCAAGCCCUGACCUGGCUUCAUCUGAGGUAGUUUCUGAGGAACCAGCUGAUACUGUGCAUGAUGCUGAUGAGCUUUUUCACAAGUUUGUGUGUAAAAAUAAUGGAGUCCUCUUUGAAAAUCAGUUGCUACAAAUUGGAUUGAAGUCUGAAUUUCGACAGAACCUGGGACGUAUGUUCAUUUUCUAUGGUAAUAAGACAUCAACACAGUUCUUGAAUUUUACUCCAACAGUAAUCUGCUCAGAUGACCUUCAACCAAGCCUGAAUCUUCAGACAAAACCUGUUGACCCCACAGUGGAUGGAGGAGCACAGGUUCAGCAGGUUGUGAACAUUGAAUGUGUAUCAGACUUCAUGGAAGCUCCUAUUCUGAACAUUCAAUUCAGGUACGGUGGAACAUUCCAGAAUCUUUCAGUAAAAUUACCCAUCACACUGAAUAAAUUUUUCCAGCCAACAGAAAUGUCUUCUCAAGACUUUUUCCAGCGUUGGAAGCAACUGAGCAAUCCUAAACAAGAAGUACAGAACAUCUUUAAAGCAAAGCACCCAAUGGAUGCGGAGAUCACAAAAGCAAAGAUAAUUGGCUUUGGAUCGGCCCUACUGGAAGAGGUGGAUCCCAAUCCUGCUAACUUUGUUGGUGCUGGUAUCAUACAUACAAAGACUACUCAGAUUGGAUGCUUGCUGCGCCUUGAACCCAACCUUCAGGCACAGAUGUAUAGACUCACACUACGAACAAGUAAAGAAGCUGUAUCUCAGAGAUUAUGUGAAUUGCUGUCAGAACAGUUUUAAUACUAACCAUGACAGUUUUUUGUUUUUCCAUUUAUAUCAUUGUCAUCAUACUGCAAAUAAAUGUCUUGUACAUCAC